This is a messenger RNA of Eimeria tenella, 1911 nucleotides long. RefSeq lists its product as uncharacterized. The coding region runs from base 1 to 1911 and encodes 636 amino acids. The transcript has 10 exons. NCBI's taxonomy places the organism in Eukaryota, Apicomplexa, Conoidasida, Eucoccidiorida, Eimeriidae. The record is from RefSeq and is a predicted model, not a curated record. Gene Ontology annotation, molecular function: protein binding.
AUGCUUUCCAAACAAACCCGGGGGGCCCCCCCAGACCCCCGCGGCGCCGCUGCCGGCCCCGAGUUUGGGGGCCUCCCAAUUCCUUACUACAGCGAGGACACAGACGAGGAGAUCUUCGACGGCUCUUCUUCUCGCCGCUUCGAGCCGCUGCAGCCGCUGCAGCAGUUCGCGCUGCAGCAGCAGCAGCAGCCGGUCCCGGGGGCGUACAGUUCCCUGGGCAGCAGCAGCAGCGGCAACUUGGCGGCCGCCGGACCCCCGCCCCGUUGUGGGGAGGGCCCGCUGGGGGCCCCUGGGGGCCCCCCUGGGGGCCCCCAGGGGGUGUUGGCGCGGCGGGGGGGCGCAGAGGCUGGGGCCGGAGUGGUGGAGCCCGCGGGUCUGUUGGGGCUGGAGAAGGAGGGCCACGUUGGCGAGGAAACUUGUUCGAAUUCGGGGAGUCCGCGGGGGGACAGCAGCAGCAGCAGACGGUCACUGUGGCAGCAGUGGGCCGAACACAAUUUGAACUUGGACAGCUACGGGGGAGACCUGGAGCAGCUCUAUUUGGACUGCAACGGGUGGAAGCCUCGUGCUGCUGCUACUGCUGCUGCUGCUGCUCCUGCUGCUGCUGCUGCUGUUGCUCCCAAGUUCAAGAAGCAAACAGCAAUUGUUAAUCCCCCCCUGGUCAACACCAUGGACGCUAGGCACCAGCACGGGCUGCUGUACACUGCAACAGAAGCAGCAGAACCUGCUGCUGCUGCUGCUGCUGCUUCUUCGCUCAACAUUUACUCAGCAGCAGACUUGUCUUUGAUACAAACCACCCAAAUACAAACAAAAGCAAUCAACUGCCUGGACGUUACAAGUGACCUCUUGGCCUGCGGCGACGACAACGGCUGCCUCCACUUCUUCGACCCUUUCACGCUGCAGCGCAGAAGCAAACUGGCCACGGCCCCGGCUGGGUCUUGGGGCUUUUCUUUCGAAAUAAAUGAUUUGCGGAUUUGCCGCGGAGACGGCAAGCUCUUGGCUGUACAGACAGCUCGCCGCUACCCCUUCGGCUUUUUGCUGCUGGACAUUUCCUCGCAAAAGGCCCUUUGCUUCUCCGACAGACAAACCAACGGCUACUGGCUGCAUGCAGUGGACGUGGAACCUUCUCCCUUCUGUCCGUACGGCAGCAGCUGCUGCUGCUGCAGCAGCUGCAGCAGCAGCAGCAGCAGCGUGCUGCGCAGCAGCAGCAGCAGCAGCAUAUUUGCUGUUGGCGAAAGCUCUGCCACCGGCAUUUUCUCGCUGCUGCACUUGGACUGUCGGCUGCAGCAUCCUGUUGUAAUGGAAGUCAAAAGAAACAAACAAAUGCUGUGGCCCCUCAGAGUACAAGACUAUAAUGUUUUUGUAAAUGACAUUUUCCCUCAAGGAGACUUCGAAGGAAGGAUCGAACAGAUCGAUUUCAGAAUGACGCACUCUUCAAACCCCCCGCUGGCCUACGCAGUCGAAGGCCAGCGGGUCGAAGACAUCCGACUCUUCAAGCGGGAGCUGUACGUACUCUCGAGCGCCCCCGAAGGCGAAAUGGCGGUGUGGCGGCCAAGUGUGGGGUGUGGGGUGUUGGGAUCGGGAUCGAUGGGAUCGGGAUCGAUGGGAUCGACGGGGGGAGUUGGGGGGCUGUGGGGCGCAGCAAAAGGGGCCCAAAGAGUUGCUGCUGUCGACAGAUUUGACGCGCACAACUGGAAGGACCCCCUCAAGCUGCUGCUCCUCUAUGAGACAACAGCAGCAGCUGCAGCAGCGGCAACAGCAGCAACAGCAGCAGCAGCAGGCCCAGCAGAUCCAGCCGCAGCAGAUCCAGCAGCCGCAGCUAAUCCAGCAGUAGGUGCAGCAGCAGCAGCAGUAGGUGGAGCAGCAGCAGCAGCUGCAGCAGCAGCAGCAGCACCAGCAAGAGCAGCAGUUUGA